AUGGAGGAAGAUGGACGCGUGGGUUCUCUGAUCCCGGAUCAUCCGGUUCUUGGGGAGAAAGAGAGAUGGGUGACUCACGUCAAGGACGGGAACGAGACGCGAUUGACUUUGACUCUGCCGGUCAUCAAUUCUAGCUCCAACAUCGCCAUGGUGGUGGCUGGUUCUGCAAAUGCCAAUGCAGUUUAUCAUUCUCUAAUGGAUCGAUAUGAUCCACAAGCUCCUCAACGCGUGUUUCCUGCUAAACUCAUCGCACCUGAAGAAGGAGACAUCGUGUGGUACCUGGAUAAAGAUGCUGCUUCCAGGAUCUUCAAGGAAGAACUCCGUAUCGAAAAACGCCCUUAUUAG
This is a messenger RNA of Neltuma alba, 345 nucleotides long. Its product is annotated as probable 6-phosphogluconolactonase 2. Gene Ontology annotation, biological process: carbohydrate metabolic process. Lineage: Eukaryota; Viridiplantae; Streptophyta; Magnoliopsida; Fabales; Fabaceae. The transcript has a single exon. The coding region runs from base 1 to 345 and encodes 114 amino acids. The record is from RefSeq and is a predicted model, not a curated record.